CAGGUGCAGCACCGUUGCUCAAUCCGCAUUUUAGCAAGUGUUCGACUCGAAUAUACUUCUUGAAGUUGCAGUUGCAGGUGUAGUUUUGCAGAAAUGAAGAUGGGAUCAGCCGUUCUUGCCAUUGCAAUGCUGUGCCUCGCACUGCCCCGGGCUGCAUUAUGUCAGAAAGCACCGGUUGAGACGCCGGCGCCGGUGCCGGCACCAGCACCAGCACCACACCACGUCAACCUCACCGAUCUGCUCUCACUCGCCGGCCCGUACGGCACGUUCCUGGACUACCUCACCAGGACCGACGUGAUCAGGACCUUCCAGAGCCAGGCCAACGUCACGGACCAGGGCGUCACCAUCUUCGCCCCCGAGGACUCGGCGUUCGCGGCCGUCGAAAAGGCCGCGCUGUCCAACCUCACCGCCGACCAGCUCCGGUCGCUCAUGCUGUGCCACGCGAUGCCCAGGUACUACCCGCUCUCGGCGUUCUCGGUGCUGGCCGCGUCGAGCCCCGUGUCCACGUUCGCGGGCGGGCAGUGCGCGGUGAAUGUGACCGACGCCGCCGGGACGAUCCACGUCAUGUUGGGCUGGGCCAAGGCGAAGCUCGUUAGCAGCGUGUACUCAUCGGCGCCGGUCGCCGUGUACGCGCUGGACAGGGUGCUGCUGCCGGAGCAGGUGUUCCCGACCGAGCCGACCGUGGCGCCCGUGCCAGCUCCAGCGCCGGCACCGGCGGCGCACGGGGCCAAUGCGACGGACGGCGCGCCGGACGCCGACGAGCAUGGCGUCAAGAGUUUGUCGUGCCGGGUCGGUGCGGUGCGCGUUCUCGUUGGCCAUUUGGCUCUCAUGGUUUUCGGGUUCCUGAUGAUGUAGACGGCGAGUUCUUUGUGCCGGUGCGCAUGUACGGUGAAAGCUUGUUUUUGUGGGAGGAGUUCGUUUGUUGCCAAACCUUGUGUUGAAUUGCUUGCAUUGUAGACGUGUCGAUCCGUUUUACCAUAAACAUUUCCACAGGUUAAUCAACAAGAUUAUGGUCCCAGUUGUUAUGGACUU
This is a messenger RNA of Phragmites australis (common reed), 1032 nucleotides long. RefSeq names its product fasciclin-like arabinogalactan protein 7. Lineage: Eukaryota; Viridiplantae; Streptophyta; Magnoliopsida; Poales; Poaceae. The transcript has a single exon. Bases 94 to 855 code for a protein of 253 amino acids. The record is from RefSeq and is a predicted model, not a curated record.